Molecule: messenger RNA, 1575 nt
Organism: Conger conger (European conger)
Lineage: Eukaryota; Metazoa; Chordata; Actinopteri; Anguilliformes; Congridae
Product: homeobox protein Hox-C4a-like
Exons: 2
Coding region: 33-851 (272 amino acids)
Biological process (GO): embryonic skeletal system morphogenesis; regulation of transcription by RNA polymerase II; anterior/posterior pattern specification
Cellular component (GO): nucleus
Molecular function (GO): DNA-binding transcription factor activity, RNA polymerase II-specific; RNA polymerase II cis-regulatory region sequence-specific DNA binding
Source: RefSeq, a predicted model, not a curated record
GGUAGAAAAAUUAUUUUCCACUCCAGAAAUUAAUGAUCAUGAGCUCGUAUUUGAUGGACUCUAACUACAUCGAUCCGAAAUUUCCUCCAUGCGAGGAAUAUUCGCAAAAUAGCUACAUCCCAGACCACAGCCCCGAAUAUUACAGCCGCACGAGGGAAACUGGCUACCAGCAUCAUCACCAGGAGUUGUAUCCUUCGCGGGCGACCUACCAGGAGCGCCAAUAUAGCUGUGCAAGCAUCCCUGAGCCCGAGACCCAGAGAGGGCACGGGCUAUCCCAUUCAGGACACCUGCUCCCUGGGAAAGCGCAAGCAGCUCCACGUGAGCCCCCACCGUUACCUACGUCCCCUUCAACCCCACCGGCUGUGCCUCCCGCCUGCAUCCAAGCCACCCCGGAGCAUCCUAACAGCACAGUCUCGUCCAAGCAGCCCGUAGUAUACCCAUGGAUGAGGAAAAUCCACGUCAGCACCGUGAACGCCAGUUACAAUGGAGCAGAGCCCAAGCGGUCCAGGACUGCUUACACUCGCCAGCAGGUCUUAGAAUUGGAGAAGGAAUUCCACUAUAACCGCUACCUAACACGGCGAAGACGCAUCGAGAUCGCUCACUCCUUGGUUCUCUCUGAAAGGCAAAUCAAAAUUUGGUUUCAGAACCGCAGGAUGAAGUGGAAAAAAGACCAUAGGCUACCCAACACCAAAGUCAGAUCCUCUGCUCCUACGGGCACAUCAUCUGCGUCCAGUACAACGUCGUCAGCUGGCACUGUCUCGGCUGUUGUGGCUUCUAACGCGGUGGCAGCUACCGAGGAACAUUUGCGGUUACCCGGAGCCGAACAAGAUGAGGAUAUAACAAGGUUAUGAGGCAGACAAUUAUUUCGCUGAGAAGGAGGAAGAAGACGACUGAUUAUUUAUGAAAUAUAAACACAAUCUAUCUCAUUCGCGCACAUACACACACACCUACACACACACACACACACACACACACAAACACACACACACACAUCUUUUAUAUGUAUUGGUUCUUCUUCGUUGUCUUGUGCGUAAGAAAAGGUUUUCCUUUCAGUCCACAGUUAUAUAAAAUGCAUGUUAUAUAGCAUGGAUUAUUGCGAAAAUACCUGCAGAUUGUUUACGCCACACAUCAGGGUUUAUUUAUUUAAAAUAGAAAUAUAGUGAUUUUUCAGAAGUUGUUUUGAAUGAAAGAGAGAUAAUGACAAUUUAGCAAAAGCUUGCAGGCAAAGUUAUGGCAGGAAAUGUGUCCUCUCAUUUGCGUCAAUACAUGCACAAUUGUUAUAUUUAUUUUAUAAACAAAACUGUCGAGAUAUUUGCAGUUAACUUACUAUGUGGGAAAGUAAUUGAGCUUAUUUGUUUUGAAAAAGCAAAGCGUGGAUUCAGUUUAAAUGCUGUGAGAUAUUUGGAGUAAUCUUAAAAAAUAAGAUUAGUCAUAAUACAAUUAGGAAGUAGUACUUUUUGUGGUGAUAACGUGUUUAGACUGAUUAAAACUGAACAUUGUGAAAUGCAAUAAAAUAAGUUUAGUGUAUUUGUGCUAAAUAGUGCUCAAUAAAACAGUGAGUGUCAAUUCGUUUCA